Molecule: messenger RNA, 2012 nt
Organism: Panicum hallii
Lineage: Eukaryota; Viridiplantae; Streptophyta; Magnoliopsida; Poales; Poaceae
Product: serine carboxypeptidase-like 18
Exons: 13
Coding region: 145-1725 (526 amino acids)
Biological process (GO): secondary metabolic process; proteolysis
Molecular function (GO): acyltransferase activity, transferring groups other than amino-acyl groups; serine-type carboxypeptidase activity
Source: RefSeq, a predicted model, not a curated record
CUCCAGCUUAGUCCAGUGGACAGUAGUCGGUUGUCAUGCUCAGCGGCUGCUGCAUGCAGACAGAACAGGGUAGAGAACUGAAGAGCAGAAAACAAGUAUGGAACGGACCUGGAGGAAUUCAGGCAAGGCAAGAAAGGCACACGCAUGUGGACAAACGAACCAACGAACAAACCAACAAGCAGAAAAGCUCCAGAAAGAGAGGAGGAACACACGACUAGAAGAACGGAAGUAGUACUAGCACAAGCAGGGCCUCCCCCACUGGGCCCGGCCACAAUGGCACGAACAAGGUUCCCCGGACAACUCUGCUGGUGCAUCUUCUUCUUCUCCCUGCUGUGCUGCUCCUAUGCUUCCCCGUCUCGCCCUCUGAUCUCCAACAGCAGCGGCGGGAUCACCCAUCUCCCUGGCUUCCAGGGACCCCUCCCCUUCCACCUCCAGACAGGGUACGUGGAGGUGGACAAGAGCAAUGGCGUCCGCCUCUUCUACUACUUCAUCCGCUCCGAGCGCAGCCCGGCCGACGACCCUCUCAUGCUCUGGCUCACCGGCGGCCCCGGCUGCUCCGUCCUCACCGGCCUCGCCUACGAGAUCGGCCCUCUGAGUUUCGAUGUUAACGGUUAUGUCGAUGGCUUGCCUAAGUUGGUGUACAACCAACAUUCAUGGACCAAGGUGUGCAAUAUCAUUUUUCUUGAUUCUCCUGUUGGUGCUGGAUUUUCAUAUUCCGACACGGGGGAAGGAUACGUUUCAAGUGAUAUCAAAGCUGUCCGCCAAAUUCUCAUCUUCCUCAAAAAGUGGUUCGAUGAGCAUCCAGAGUUCAUGCCAAAUCCUCUUUACAUCGCCGGUGAUUCGUACUCUGGCAAGAUAGUGCCAACUGUCACGUCUGAAAUCGCCAGAGGUAAAGAAGAUGGCCGUGAACCAAAUUUUAAUCUAAAGGGCUACCUCGUAGGCAAUCCAGUCACAGAUUCUAACUUUGAUGGUCCAUCCAGAAUUCCAUUUGCUCACGGGAUGGGUAUCAUAUCGGACGAAAUAUAUGAGUCAUACAAGAAGAGCUGCAUUGUUGGCGACAACAGCCACCAAAGCAUUGAGUGCAUGAACAGCCUUGACGCCAUACAAGAGUGCCUCAAAGGCAUAUGCCCGAACCAUGUUCUGGAGCCCCUCUGCGCUUUUGCAAGUCCUCAUGCUCACAAGAUGGAGACGAAGCCAAAACUAAAUUCAGGCACGAGGGAGAUGCUCCAGCUCCAGGAGUAUACUGCAGAUGCAGAGCUUCACUUGUCUGAGAUUUCAUUGCAAUGCAGAACUGCAGGAUACAUAAUGUCCAGCAUAUGGGCAAACAAUGCGUCAGUAAGAGAGACUCUUGGUAUUCACAAGGGAACGGUUCCUUCAUGGUCAAGAUGCAACUACUACAUACCUUAUACUAGUGAUAUUCCAAGUACGGUGAAGUACCAUCUGGAUGUGACCAUUAAAGGCUACAGGAGCCUUGUCUACAGUGGUGAUCAUGACAUGGUUAUACCUCAUAUCGGCACGCAAGCAUGGAUUAAGACCCUUAAUUUCUCUAUUGUGGAUCGCUGGAGGCCAUGGUUUGUCGAUGGGCAAGUUGCAGGAUUUACAAGGUCAUACUCUAACAACCUUACAUUCGCAACUGUGAAGGGUGGUGGGCAUACUGCUCCGGAGUACAUGCCAAGGCAGUGCUUCGAUAUGUUUGCAAGGUGGGUUUCUGGCGACCCCCUUUGAUGGCAUCAUUCGAGUUCCAGGUUUAGUUAAUUACUCGGUGCAUUACGUUGCAAGAGAAAUGUAUUGGUAGUUUUGCUAAGUGUAGAAAGGAACAAGGAAAAGAAAUGUGGAAGGAAGCCUGAUUUGUAAUGCAAAUUACUCUUAGGUGUGUAGCAUCUAUUCAUCCUUAGAGAGUCCAUGUUCGCUCCCAAGCGGUGGAGAAAAUUGUGCUGCUGAAAAAUAAAGGGAAACACCUCGUCCUUCUAUACAAAUAUUGUCAAUGUAACCGUGGUGAUUAUUUGGAUGUA